Bombus terrestris (buff-tailed bumblebee) is the source of this 703-nucleotide messenger RNA. Its product is annotated as HIG1 domain family member 2A, mitochondrial. The record is from RefSeq and is a predicted model, not a curated record. Lineage: Eukaryota; Metazoa; Arthropoda; Insecta; Hymenoptera; Apidae. Gene Ontology annotation, cellular component: mitochondrion. The transcript has 2 exons. Bases 263 to 583 code for a protein of 106 amino acids. Gene Ontology annotation, biological process: mitochondrial respirasome assembly.
AGGUCUGUUUGGUUAUUUCUAUGAACACGCAUUUUAUAAACUCGCCUUACAGCAGUAUAGUACUAUCACAUUUAAUUAGAAAAUUAUAUUAAUUAAUAGGCAAAACAUGUAUUUAAGGCUAUAUAGUUUAAAAAAACGUAUACAAUAAAGUUUGUCAGUUACAUAAAAUAUAUUCUUCUGUUUGCAAGUGAAGUUCGAUCUUGACAUUUGUCCUUUAUAUACUAAAUUAAUUGAUUCUUUGCAGUUUAUCACAUAAUAAAAAAUGCUGGCAGGUACAACAAAAGAUCAAGAAACGUUAAAUGAAUUGGAAUGGAUUCAAGUAGUACGUACUGAGUUGAAUGAAAAUGAUAAUAUCAAACAGCCGAAAGGAGCAAUACAAAAAUUCAAAGAGAAUCCUUUAGUACCUAUAGGUGCUACAGCAACUGUAGCUGCUCUGAGUUAUGGCUUGUACAAUACUUUUAUAGGAAAUAGUCAAAUGGCGCAAUAUAUGAUGCGUAGUCGAGUUGCAGCACAAGCUUUCACUAUUAUAGCCAUGGUUGGUGGGCUCAUAGUUAUGGGAAAAAAACCAAGUACCGAUGUAUAAUUAUUAUAAAAAGAUUUAUUUAAUAGUAAUCAUGUAAAAACUGUAGUAGUCAAUUAUAGUCAACUGCAUUUUUUAUUUUAUCAGGAAAGCAUAACAUGAAAGUUUUAUGAACUAUUGAAA